AUGACAGCUGUCGAAACCCAAAUUACAUACAGCAACUCCUACACGACCCACCAUGAAGUCACGUACAUGACUCAAGAAGAUGAAUGGGACAGGGACCUGCUGCUAGACCCAGCCUGGGAGAAGCAACAGAGGAAGACCUUCACAGCUUGGUGCAACUCCCACUUGAGGAAGGCUGGGACACAGAUUGACAACAUUGAAGAGGAUUUCAGAAAUGGCCUCAAACUCAUGCUGCUGCUGGAGGUCAUAUCAGGCGAGAGACUGCCCAAACCCGACAAAGGCAAGAUGCGUUUCCACAAGAUCGCCAACGUGAACAAAGCCCUAGACUUCAUCUGCAGCAAGGGAGUCAAGCUGGUGUCUAUUGGUGCUGAGGAAAUUGUUGACGGUAAUGUGAAAAUGACCCUUGGUAUGAUCUGGACCAUCAUCCUGCGCUUCGCCAUCCAGGACAUCUCUGUGGAAGAGACCUCUGCUAAGGAGGGUCUGCUGCUGUGGUGCCAGAGGAAGACUGCCCCCUACAGGAAUGUCAACGUGCAGAACUUCCACAUCAGUUGGAAGGAUGGCCUGGCUCUGUGUGCCCUCAUCCACAGACACAGACCUGACCUCAUUGACUACUCCAAACUGAGAAAGGAUGACCCUAUUGGUAAUCUGAACACUGCUUUCGAUGUGGCUGAAAAGUUCCUGGACAUCCCCAAGAUGCUUGACGCUGAAGAUAUUGUGAACACACCCAAACCUGAUGAGAAGGCCAUCAUGACCUAUGUGUCCUGUUUCUACCACGCCUUCGCUGGUGCUGAGCAGGCUGAGACUGCUGCCAACCGUAUCUGCAAGGUGCUGGCUGUCAACCAGGAGAACGAGAGACUGAUGGAGGAGUAUGAGAAGCUGGCCAGUGAGCUGCUCGAGUGGAUCCGCCGCACCAUCCCCUGGCUGGAGAACCGUGUGCCGGAGAAGACCAUGCGUGCCAUGCAGCAGAAGCUGGAGGAUUUCCGUGACUACCGUCGUGUCCACAAGCCACCCCGUGUCCAGGAGAAAUGCCAGCUAGAGAUAAACUUCAACACCCUGCAGACCAAGCUGAGACUUAGCAACAGGCCUGCCUUCAUGCCCUCUGAGGGCAAAAUGGUGUCGGAUAUUGCCAAUGCAUGGAAGGGCCUGGAGCAGGUGGAGAAGGGCUAUGAGGAGUGGCUGCUCACUGAGAUCCGCCGCCUGGAGAGACUCGAUCACUUGGCUGAGAAGUUCAAGCAGAAGUGUGCCAUGCAUGAGGCCUGGACAAAAGGUAAGGAGGACAUGCUAUCCCAUAAGGACUAUGAGUCAGCUUCUCUGAUGGAGAUAAGAGCCCUCAUGAGGAAGCAUGAGGCCUUUGAGAGCGACCUCGCUGCUCACCAGGACAGAGUGGAGCAGAUUGCUGCUAUCGCCCAGGAGCUGAAUGAGCUGGACUACCACGAUGCUGCCACAGUCAACUCCCGCUGCCAGGGCAUCUGUGACCAGUGGGACAACCUGGGCACACUCACCCAGAAGAGGAGGGAUGCCCUGGAGCGUGUGGAGAAGCUGUGGGAGACCAUUGACCAGCUGUACCUGGAGUUUGCCAAGAGGGCAGCACCCUUCAACAACUGGAUGGACGGGGCAAUGGAGGACCUGCAGGACAUGUUUAUUGUCCACAGUAUUGAGGAGAUCCAGAGUCUGAUCACUGCUCACGACCAGUUCAAGGCCACUCUGCCUGAGGCCGACAAGGAGCGCAUGGCUACCCUGGGCAUCCACAAUGAGAUCCUGAAGAUCGCUCAGACCUAUGGCAUCAAGCUGUCCGGAAUCAACCCUUACACCAACCUCACCUCACAGGACAUCAGCACUAAGUGGGACACUGUGAAGCACCUUGUGCCCCUCAGAGACCAAAUGCUUCAGGAGGAGGUGGCCAGACAGCAGGCCAACGAGAGACUGAGGCGCCAGUUCGCUGCGCAGGCCAACAUCAUCGGACCCUGGAUUCAAACCAAGAUGGAGGAGAUCAGCCGUGUGUCUGUGGACAUCGCCGGCUCCCUGGAGGAACAGAUGAACAGCCUGAAGCAGUACGAACAGAACAUCAUCAACUACAAAUCCAACAUCGACAAGUUGGAGGGAGACCACCAGCUCAGUCAGGAGUCCCUCAUCUUUGACAACAAGCACACCAACUACAGCAUGGAGCACAUCCGUGUGGGCUGGGAGCAGCUGCUCACCACCAUCGCCAGAACCAUCAACGAGGUGGAGAACCAGAUCCUGACCCGUGAUGCCAAGGGCAUCAGCCAGGAACAGCUCAACGAGUUCAGAGCCUCCUUCAACCACUUCGACAGGAAGAGAAACGGCAUGAUGGACCCAGACGACUUCCGUGCCUGCCUCAUCUCCAUGGGUUACGAUCUGGGUGAGGUGGAGUUUGCGCGCAUCAUGACCCUGGUAGACCCUAACAACACGGGCGUGGUGACUUUCCAGGCCUUCAUCGACUUCAUGACCCGCGAAACCGCUGAGACCGACACUGCAGAACAAGUCAUGGCUUCCUUCAAGAUUCUGGCCUCAGACAAGAACUACAUCACAGCGGAGGAGCUGCGCAGGGAGCUGCCCCCCGAGCAGGCCGAGUACUGCAUCACCCGCAUGACCAGGUACAUCGGACCCGACACCCCCUCCGAUGCCCUGGACUACAUCUCCUUCUCAAGCGCGCUUUACGGAGAGAGCGACUUGUAAAGAAGCAGCUUCUCUUCACCACCUCCUCCCAUCUCUCCUAUUUGGAGAGAGCAAUGUAGACCCUUCCACGGCCCUUAGUUGUCUUAUCCUAAACUUCUCCCUGCCCAUCCCAUCCCCCAUCACCACUGCCGAGAGAAGGUGAGAGCAGAAGACUCUGUUCAAACUCGGUUCUUUUAGAGUGUCUUAAAAAAAAAAAAACUAGGUGUGGCAGGAAUUGCCUAACAUAUGUAAGCAGCAUACAUAUACCACACCUGCCACCUUUAGGACUGUUAAACAGAAGCAGAUACUGAGGAAGAAGUUUAGAGAAAUCCUGUUUUGAGUGAAGCCUUCUGCUCUCCCUGCUCUCACGUGACUUUUUGUAGAAGGGUAAUUAAAGAAGAAAUGUGAUAAAGCUGGUUGGUUGUGUAUUUGUGCAGAUGCAUGCAAUGCUGAAGUUUAGAAACUGUCAGAGCCUGACAGACAGUAACAUUAGCUUGUGAACGUUUCAGGCAGCAGAGGAGCUGCAAUCUUACAGUCAGUCCAACACUGACGCUCUGUUAAGAAGAACACCACUGCACUGUGGAACCCGACAGUUCGUGGUAGCCAAAAUUAACCCAGACAUCUCUUAAACCCCAAAGAAGCUCAGAAACAAACAGAGGGUGAAUGAGAGCACCUAUGUUUUGAAGCACUGAAUCUUAAGAUGAAGACAGCAGGCAAAGCAAAGGAUUGUGGGUAAUUGUAGGCAAAGAGAGAACCAUGGCUAGAUGGGACUCAGGAACGAAGCCAGAGAGAGACCAGCUGCACACAGCCUCCAUGUCUCUGUCCAAACUCUGUUUACUGUGACAUGCAUCGCAGCUAAAUUUAAAACGAGGAGAGACAGAGAGAAGAGGGGUUGAGCAGUGAGAGACGACAGGGCAUCAGAAAAGUUGUGGACAAAAUAAGUUGAAUCGAUAUUGUACGUGGGACCACAGCAGGAAGUGACAGGGUUUUGGUCCCAUUUUAAAUGACAGGUCAGCCAUGAUAACCAGUGCAAGUUGACUUCAUCUGUGUUCCAUUCUCCUCCCCCCUCCUCCUCAGCUCAUCAUCACCGAUGCCACUAAAACUCAUUUUCACACAGGUACAUUAAAAAA
This is a messenger RNA of Monopterus albus (swamp eel), 3803 nucleotides long. It is a transcript of the gene actn3b, whose product is annotated as actinin alpha 3b. The record is from RefSeq and is a predicted model, not a curated record. Gene Ontology annotation, molecular function: calcium ion binding; protein binding. Bases 1 to 2694 code for a protein of 897 amino acids. The transcript is spliced from 21 exons. NCBI's taxonomy places the organism in Eukaryota, Metazoa, Chordata, Actinopteri, Synbranchiformes, Synbranchidae.